UCACAGACCACGAAUUGUUUUCAUUUUCGGUAGGUAUACGAAUUACGAAAUAUUAUAUUUUCCUUCGAGGUGGUUUCACAGGCUUUUUCGUUAUUUCAGAAUUAAGUAAUUUUUAAAACUACGCUUGUUUAAGUUCAGAACAAUGGCUAGUGAAGGUAUUUCGCCGCAGGAAAUAGAGGCUUUAUGCCAAACUCCAAGUCCUUCUACUAAGGACUUCAUGUUCCAACAAACAAUGUACAGAAUCAAGGACCCUCGUCAAUCCAUUCCGUUCUACACUGGCGUCCUCGGAAUGACAUUACUGAAGCAACUACACUUCCCGGAAAUGAAGUUCUCCCUAUUCUUCAUGGGCUACGAGAACCCAUCUGAAGUUCCUCAGGAUGAGGCUCAGAGGACGACCUGGGCUAUGACCAGAAAAGCUACAUUAGAAUUAACAUAUAACUGGGGUACAGAGAGUGAUGACUCCAGCUACCACAACGGCAACUCUGACCCGCGAGGCUUCGGUCAUAUUGGCAUACUAGUACCGGACGUAGAUGAGGCUUGCGCUAGGUUCGAACAGCAAGGUGUGAAAUUCAUCAAACGUCCUCAGGAUGGCAAAAUGAAAGGUCUUGCUUUCAUUCAAGACCCUGAUGGCUAUUGGAUCGAAAUAUUCACCUCCAAAGUCGUUUCCUAACCCAAAGACCCAAAAAUACAAACCCAAAAUGUUAAUGUGUAUAAAGUGUUAAAUAUUUGCCUAUAAGAAAUAUGAAUAUCCUAUAAUAUAUAAAUAAAUAUGAAUAUAUUGGUGCCAUUUUUGA
Messenger RNA from Maniola jurtina (meadow brown), 794 nucleotides. It is a transcript of the gene Glo1, whose product is annotated as lactoylglutathione lyase. Gene Ontology annotation, molecular function: metal ion binding; lactoylglutathione lyase activity. Bases 143 to 670 code for a protein of 175 amino acids. The record is from RefSeq and is a predicted model, not a curated record. The transcript is spliced from 5 exons. Lineage: Eukaryota; Metazoa; Arthropoda; Insecta; Lepidoptera; Nymphalidae.